Epithele typhae is the source of this 648-nucleotide messenger RNA. RefSeq lists its product as uncharacterized. Lineage: Eukaryota; Fungi; Basidiomycota; Agaricomycetes; Polyporales; Epitheliaceae. Bases 1 to 648 code for a protein of 215 amino acids. The record is from RefSeq and is a predicted model, not a curated record. The transcript is spliced from 7 exons.
AUGAUCGGCCAGAUGAAUGCCAGCAUGUCAGAGGUACUCGAGCAGUUUGCGAUCCUCUUGGGCAGCGUCGCGCGCACAUUCGAACAAGACCUCAACGAAAGAAUGGAUAAUGCACACGCCCCUUUAAUGCGUCAGAUGGAGGUCAUGAACGAGCUAGCGCUUCGUGCGGGUUCUCGGUUCUCGGCUCUCGAAGGAUCGUUCGGAGCCUUGGAACAGGUCGCCAUGAGUCUCAUCGGAGGCAUACAGGAAUCAAGUGCAGUGCUGGAUUUGUUGUAUCAGCAUGCAGUAGCCGCCUCUGAGAAGCACGUGGACCUCCUUCGACUGAGCGACACUCUGUCCGAAUCAUUGACGGACAUGCUGGAACAGACCCAUACAAGAGCGCGAGAGAUCAAUGUCACCAUGACUGCAAUGAAGGAGAGUCUGGAUCGCGGCACAGAUGACUGGGGCACUACGUUAGGACCCUGGCUGCAGCACGCUGCAGUCCACAUACUUCGAGUGAACCCUACCUUAUUUCAGCAACCGGUCUUUUCCGCGCUCCGUGCUACUGCAGUAGUGGUCCGCGCUCUCAUCGCUCUCACCACCUGGGCUACUACGUGUGACGAGGCGUCACGUAUCAUAGACUGUCUUUGUGUUCCUCUUCUCGACUAG